CUCUCGUGCGUAGGUUUGAUCAGUCAGAGCGACGUUGAGCUGGAGUCCUGUUAGUCAAUAAGCGGCAAACUAUGAACACAGAGAUUAUUUAGUAACAGCCCGUGCAACGCAAAGCGUCCGUUUGGACAGAUUUUGAAAUGAAGAAGGACUUUGAUACACUUAUAUCCGAAGAACGGUCUGAGAUCAUCUCUAAUUAUGAGAAGGGCAGGCAGAAGGGAGUUCGCAUCAAGGACUGGGAGGAUGACGAAUACAACAUCUGCAAGGUCACGGACCGCUUCGGUUUCCUGCAUGAAGAGGAGCUCCCAUCACCAACUGCAGUGGAGGAGAAGUUUAAACUCCAGGAGCUUGAAAGAGUGCAGAAAUGGGUGAAGAUGGUGAAAAAGUGGGAUAAGUACCACAGCAGCGAAAAGAUGAUGAAGCGCGUGUACAAGGGGAUUCCCUUGCAGCUGCGUGGUCAAGCCUGGGCUCUCAUGCUGGAGGUGGACCAGGUGAAACAGGCCAACUACAAGAAGUAUGAGACAAUGAAGGAACAAGCCAAAAAGUACUCAACAGAAAUCAAGCAGAUAGAUCUUGAUGUCAACCGAACGUUUAGGAACCAUAUCAUGUUCAUGAAACGUUUUGGCGUCAAACAGCAGGCCCUGUUUCAUGUGCUGGCCGCUUAUUCAGUCUACAACACGGAAGUGAGCUACUGUCAGGGCAUGAGCCAGAUCGCCGCUAUUCUGCUCAUGUACAUGAAUGAGGAAGAUGCAUUCUGGGCAUUAUCACAGCUGUUAACCAAUCGAAAACACGCCAUGCACGGGUUCUUCAUCCCUGGGUUACCCAAACUGCACCGUUUCCAGAAUCAUCAUGACCAAAUACUUUCCAAGCUCCUUCCAAAACUAAAGAAACACAUGGAGAAAGAGCAGAUGUCCACUCCUUUCUACUCAACCAAAUGGUUCCUCCAGUGUUUUAUUGACAGGACACCCUUUACGCUUACCCUGCGUCUAUGGGACAUCUACAUACUAGAGGGAGAGAAAAUUCUCACUGCCAUGGCCUAUACUAUCCUCAAACUGCACAAAAAGCAUCUUUUCAAGAUGUCUUUGGAGGAACUGAGGGAGCUUCUUCAGGAGAAGAUUUCUUCAUCCUUCAACAUGAGCGAUGAUUUGGUCAUAGAGCACCUACAGUCAUCCAUGGCAGAACUCCGCAGAAUGAAGCUUGACCUUCCCCCUCCAGCCAAAGGAGAUGAGUUCCCAAAGAUCACACUGGGUGAGGAGCGUCCCAUAAUCCUGUGUCCAGUGAACCAAACUGAGUGCGUGUCUUUACCAGCAGCCACACAGAACAACCAAACCACAACCAAACCACACAAAGAAGACACCUCCUCCUUCAACCAAAGCAAUGAUGAACACAUUCCCUCCAUUACAUUACCAUCUCCUGUACCAGUGCACACACAAUCCUCUUCCAACCCUUCACCCUGUCAAGCUACACCUGAGGACUCGGUGGACAACAUGAAGACCCAAGACAACGUCCCUGAACGCAGGGCAACUCUUCAGCUCCCAGAACCAGCACCUUCAAGGGACACUCUCUUAUUGAAGAAUGUAUGUGCCAGAAGGCCUCUGUCGGUGGUGUCUGAUGAGUGGCCACCUCCGUACCAGGCACUGAUGACAGAGUCUUCAAGUGUCCACUCCCUGAACCUUCCGGACUUGCCUCCACCACCUCUUCCCUGCGCUGAAGAAGCGCUUGGGUUUUUACCUCUAGAUGAAGAAAUUCCAUUAUGCCUUCCCCCACCACCGCCAAUAGGCCAACCUCUCAAUCGCAUUUUGGAAGAUCCAUCGGCGUGCCCCUCACCGUACAGAUCCCACCGGCAGCUGAGCAAGUUUCCAGUGAACCUCUACGUUCCUCCACCCACGGGUGACCGGCGACCCUCCAACACCUCGCAUUAUGACAACAUCUGGGAUGAUGUGGAUCAUUCUGUGGAGAGGAUCACUCCAUUGCCACAAGACUUGGGUCUUAAGAACCCUACCCUUCUCCGUACUCCAGAAGACACUUCCUCUCUUCCUCUACCGCCUCCGUCGAAGUUCUUCUACACCCCAGACUCUUCUCCCAUACAACCACCUCCUCCUUGCAUUGAAGAUUCAGACAAUUGGGUCUCUCCAGACUGUGUUGUAGUCCCAAAGCCAGCGGCCAGCUUUACAGUAAGGCCCUUUCUCACACCUUCAGUUCAAUCCCAUCAGGUUGAGAGCGGACAUUCACGCCCCCCGAGACUACCACCAAUAAAAUUACCCACAAUGCUUUCCCAAGAACACACGGAUUCAGAUUUUUACAGAAUACACGUCCCAAAUCACUAGCUGACGGACACUUUUCUUUUAUGGACAUUUGUCAAGCAAGUCAUUCUGUACAUUUUGCACAUAAGAAUAGUCGAGCUUGUGGGAUAUGUUUUUGUAACCUUUAGGAUAUAUAUAUUGCAGUGGAGCUUGGAUGUGUUUCAGCGUGUCUCAAAUUUGUUGCAUUUCCGUUUUUUCAACGCAAGAGCUCUAAAGGGACUGAAUGUUGGUAAAUGGUUACUGUUCCUCACCGUGUCACUCAUUUCAGAGGACCAACAUUAACCUAUGAUUGUUUUUAAAUGUUGAGCAAAGGCGAGUGGAAUCGACUUCAAAAUCGGUUUAAGUUUGCUAGUCAGAUGUUGUCAAUGUUAUUUUUAAACUUGUUUGAAGUGAAUGGACAUCAUUUUUAAAAUACAAGAUGCUUUGUUGUACCACAUUUGGGAACUCAAGGUGACCCAAGACCUACUUUAAAGGGGUCCCAGAGUUGCUACAGAAGAAACUCCCUCAUCCUGUUGUAGAUUUUGAGCUCUAGUGCCACCUUGUGGAAAAUGUAAAGCACAGCAUGGUCAACAAUUUUCAUGGAAAGGUUACUUGCCACAUACCAGUGAAUUUUAAAAAAUGAAGAAAAUUUAAUUGAAGGUGAUGUUACAGCUUUAUAGUGUGAUGAUUGUAAAUAGGGCUGUUUUGCACUGCUGUUUGUAUUAAGAGACAAUAUUAUUUAAUUGCUUUUAUAGAGUGUGGUUUAUACCCAAUUUUAAAUUUGAUGUUUAUUUGAGAAUUGAUUUUAUUUCAAUAACACCUGCUUAAAGAAAACCUGUAUGCUCAUCAUUGAAAAGUCACAAGACGCUACAAAUAAAGUGGCAUGUUCAGUUUAAUAUUUA
This is a messenger RNA of Triplophysa dalaica, 3181 nucleotides long. Its product is annotated as USP6 N-terminal-like protein. Bases 138 to 2324 code for a protein of 728 amino acids. The record is from RefSeq and is a predicted model, not a curated record. The transcript has 14 exons. Lineage: Eukaryota; Metazoa; Chordata; Actinopteri; Cypriniformes; Nemacheilidae.